CAUGUGUAAAAUGCGUAUCGCUUGCACAACACGCGAAGCGUUCUGUGUGGGACUAAUAUUAAGUUACAGUGGCAGUGCAGUGUAUUAGAACUAUACGAGCUCAGAGAAAAUGGCCCAGAAAAUUGGAGAUUUGCUUGGAAGGCUAGCUAAAGGACCCGCAGGACUUGGGAAAGGAGUUCAAUUCCUCAUUGGUGCUGCAGCAGUAGGAUAUGGAGUCAAAGAAUCAAUUUACAAUGUUGAUGGUGGUCACAGAUCUGUGAUAUUUAGCAGGAUUGGUGGAGUCCAGGAUGCAGUGUAUGCUGAAGGUCUUCAUUUCAGAAUUCCUUGGUUCCAGUGGCCCACCAUCUUUGACAUCAGAGCUAAGCCAAGGAGGAUAUCAUCACCUACCGGAAGCAAAGAUUUGCAGAUGGUGAACAUCACACUGCGUGUCCUCUUCAGACCAGUCGCCGCUGAUCUUCCCAAGAUCCUACAGCAACUUGGCACAGAUUAUGACGAGAGGGUACUGCCCUCUAUCUGUAACGAGGUGCUCAAGGGCGUGGUCGCAAAGUUCAACGCGUCACAGCUGAUCACACAACGUCAGCAGGUGAGUUUGAUGAUCAGGAAGCAGCUGACCGACAGAGCCAGUGAUUUUGGCCUCAUCCUGGAUGAUGUAUCUAUCACUGAACUCAGCUUUGGUGCCGACUAUACAGCAGCGGUAGAGUCUAAGCAGGUAGCCCAGCAGGAGGCACAGAGGGCCAUGUUCCUGGUCGAGAGGGCCGUCCAAGAGAGACAACAGAAGGUCGUCCAGGCAGAAGGAGAGGCAGAAUCUGCCGUAAUGUUGGGAGAGGCCAUCUCAUCAAACCCUGGCUACCUUCAACUGAGGAAGAUCAGAGCAGCACAGAGUAUUGCCAGAACGAUUGCCAACUCUCAGAAUCGUGUGUACCUCAACGCUGGCAGUCUCCUACUCAACCUCACAGAUAAGGACUUUGCUAUCAUUGCUCUGGACAAGAAGUGAUGAUAUUCAACUAAAUUCUAUAUAUAUAUAUGUCGCUUGGGAUGUUGAUAUUCACAACGUGUAAGUGAUAUUAAACAUGCAACCACUAUACCAUCAUUCGAUUAACUUUUGAUAUAAACAUCAUGGCAUUGUUUCAUGAAACUUUCGUAAGUAUACAUGUAAGUUCGCUGACAAGCCAUAGCAAAGAAAGUGUGUUUUAUUAUUAAUGUGCAUUUCAUUGGGAUGUCUGUGAACUUGUACUUAUGACAGUUUCAUGAAACAAUUCUCAGAUUUGAAUCAUUCAACUUAAUUUAAAAGUAAAAAAAAUGGAGACCAUGUUCCCAUCUGCUAUAACUGUUUUACUUGCCCCUUUUCCUUCAAAUUAAUCUUAAUUUGAUUCAGAGAUCAAACUUGUAUUUGAUGUUUGAAAAAAUAAUAAUAAUAUUCAGUUCUUGUAUAGCGCAUAUCACAUAACGUCCCGUUGGGCUUCUAAAGAGCUUUGUAAAUGAUUACCCUAGCUUUAGCUUGCUUGUGUAUUUUAAUAAUCAUUUACCCCAAGGCCUGUCUUUUAUACAGUACAGUGUAGUUCGAUUUAUCAGUAAAAUGUAGUCCACAGGAGCCAUCAGAGAUAAUUCCCCUCCCGCGUAAAUAUCGAAAACAUGUAAUUUGCUGUUGAUCCUUCAACUUUCAUAAAUGAGAAUGUUAUAAGGCUUUACUUAGUACCUGGCUUUCCAACUUGAGACAAUCUAAGCUAGCAUUGUCUGAUCAUGUAUUCAUUAUGAUGCGAAACCAUCUGUGGCAAAUGCGGAUGCAAAGGCUUUAAAUUUCGCAAGUUUUUUUUGGAUUGAAUUAGUUUGGUGCAUGUAUUACUCCUUUCACAAGGAAAGUAUAUCUUACCAUUGACAGAUAAUGAUUUCAUUAUGUUUUUGUUACUGUAGAUUAGCAGCAUAUGCAUCAUAACAUUAUAAGCUGUCACUUAAAACAAUGAAAGAAAAACGUUCAUUCAAGUAAUUUUUCCUCAUAUACGCACUGUAUUAUUACAAGAUCUUUUCAAAUGUUUUGAAAGGAAUUUAAAGGUUUUGCAUUAGAUGAUCAAAGUAUUUUAUGAAUCUUUAUAAAGUUCCUUUGAAAAAUAUUCUGUAAGUAUCUCUUUUCUAGAUAUCUUACGACAUGACAGAACCCUUCAGAUUAUGAAUUUUUGACCAAAAUAUUGAGCAGAUUUUCUUGUUCUAUCAUUGUUUUCUGAUGUGAAUGAUCAUUGUAUGUCUAUCAAACUAUGGAGUUUGAUAAAGGACUAUAUAAUGUGUGAAUGUUUGAGAUUUUUCAUGAAGAAAUACAAACUAUUAUGACAUGAUUCCUAGCA
Strongylocentrotus purpuratus (purple sea urchin) is the source of this 2336-nucleotide messenger RNA. RefSeq names its product prohibitin-2 (gene phb2). Gene Ontology annotation, biological process: mitochondrion organization. NCBI's taxonomy places the organism in Eukaryota, Metazoa, Echinodermata, Echinoidea, Camarodonta, Strongylocentrotidae. Bases 110 to 994 code for a protein of 294 amino acids. The transcript is spliced from 7 exons. The record is from RefSeq and is a predicted model, not a curated record. Gene Ontology annotation, cellular component: mitochondrion; membrane.